AUGGGCGGUGAACGGGUGCAGGAGAAAAAAACGAGGGCUCCUUGUUCCACCCACUCCGCCGCCUAUUGCCACCUCCCUAACCCUCCAUUGCGCACGCCCUCCAACCCCUACACGGUGACUUGGUCGUUGACCCUGAUCCGACAACCCCAACACUCGCACAGUGCCCACCAGCCUCUCCAACUCCAGCAUCCUAGAUCUACAAGCAUUCUGCUUCACCAGAAGCAGCCUCCAAAGUCUCCACAUCAGUCUGAGACAUCCAUUCCACAGUCUCCAUACGCUUCACCGCACGUCAUAGGGAACGGUAUCCAUCUGCAGCGUCAAUCUCCAUACGGUGCUCCUCAAGAACCCACUUACUAUUCUUCUCACCCGGCGACUUACACUGCAACAAGUAGCUCAGGCCAUUAUCCCACAAGCGAGCGGCUCAAGGAGAUUGAGAGGAGGCAUGAGGACGCCAAAGUCAUCUCCUCUCCAUGCAGUGCAGUUUCACUUGAAGCCCCAGAUCUUAUGGCAGCAACCGCACAAAUGCAGCGACCUUACCCAUCCAUCUACCACACACCGCAGUCCAAUUCUCCAGCUUCUGUCGCGUCGCCGCAAAGCCAUGACCCCCAUGGAAGAAACCUCUACGGCCAACCGCCCCAAAUGGCAUCGGGCAUGUACGGCUAUCCGCAAUUUCCUCCCAUGAACCCAGUCCACACAGCCCCGUAUGCGCCUCAUCCUAGCCAACAACAUGCCCAUCUCACAUCUCAGCCCCUCCUUGUGGGCCAUCAAGGUACCCCUGGCCAACUGCAACAUCAACACCAACAAGCACAACAACAUCCUGGCGCGGUCACAAGCAGCCCACGGAUGAAAUUUGAUCCAACUCCUCAACAACCUACUCCUCCACAAAGAACACCACUAAACCAAUCACACCAACCGCCUCCCGUAUCAAUCGGUGCCACUCAUUCAGGGUCGGGUGGAAAUAACACAAGUGCUGCUCCCGGCCCAAUUCCCGCGACCACCCCGCUUGUCGUUAGACAAGAUAAGAACGGAGUUCAGUGGAUUGCUUUUGAAUAUUCGCGGGAUCGCGUUAAAAUGGAAUACACGAUUCGAUGCGACGUAGAAAAUAUCAACAUUGAAAACUUGAGCCAAGAAUUCAAGACCGAAAACUGCGUGUAUCCACGAGCAUGCUGCUCAAAGGAUCAGUACAGAGGGAAUCGUCUGGUGUACGAAACCGAAUGCAACGCUGUCGGGUGGGCAUUGGCUGAACUUAACACUUGUUUACGCGGCAAGCGCGGCCUUAUCCAAAGAGCGGUUGAUAGUUGGCGCAACAGCAACCAAGACCCACGGCUGCGCAGCCGCAGAGUAAGGAGAAUGGCCAAGCUUAACAACAGAAAAGCCGUUUCCGCACAACAUGCCAAUCACCUGACGGGACCCCCUUCUGCAGGAGUUCCUGGUAGUACUGGGUUAGCCCCCACUGGAAGUUUAAGUAUGGGAGGUCCACAGCUUCAUCAUCAUCAUGCACACCCAUCUGAAUCAGGUACAGCACAGAGUGGAGAGGACGUUAGCGGCAACGCUGAAUACUCGAACGGCACUCAUCGCCCACUUGCCCCGCCAAACACCUACACCCAACCUGCGCCAGCCCUGGCAGACAUUCGUCCUAGCCAUAUGUUCCAUGGCUACCCAACAUAUCCAAAUACUGCUUCUUCCAAUUCCCAAACAGGCCCCUCCAUGCCGCCUCCUCUACGCGACGCAGGCCUAGACCACUUAGGUCGCCAUUCUACUGUUGCAACCUCCCACUCCCGCUCCGGAAGUGACGAUCGCAAUCUUGAUAAAGCGGCUCUUUUCGGCGACCUUCCUGAGGGACGCCGGAGGAAAUUUAUCCUCGUUGAGGAUCCGCAGCGUGGUUGCAGAGUUCGAGUUAAAGUGAUGCUGGACCAGGUAGACAUGAAGGAAAUCCCGGACUCUUACCGCAAGUCGAAUUCUGUGUUCCCGCGGACGUAUUUCCCCGUACAGAGUCCGUUUGGGCGCGGUAACCGUGGUGAUAGGUUCGUUGAUGAUGCCGGAAGUAAUCGCGAAGACAGCCACGACGAUGAGGAAGCAACCGUUGGUCGAACUCUGGUUCCCGUGCCCACUCUUGAUGGAGAGGCGAAUCUGGCAGUCCCUAGGAUCGGAAGAGGCAAGCGCGAUAAGGAAGUUAUGCUGAACGAUUUGGGAUAUCGCAUGAGCUGGGGACAGAGCAGAGUCUUCGCAGGAAGGACUCUCUUCUUGCAGAGAGCUUUGGAUGCAUACCGCAACAAAAUGCGCAGCACGAUGAUCACUGCCGGCCAAGGACUCACUUCUGUCGCACCGCAUUUAGAGACCCGUGUUGGAAAGCGCAAGUGGCUAGAGCGUACCAAAAGGUCUCGGACUGCCAGUGUGCCUGGCACCCCAGCUGUUGCUACAUCGUCUUCCGCACGAAACGCGGAGGAGGUAGAGAGUUAG
Histoplasma capsulatum G186AR is the source of this 2460-nucleotide messenger RNA. RefSeq lists its product as uncharacterized. The transcript has 7 exons. The record is from RefSeq and is a predicted model, not a curated record. Lineage: Eukaryota; Fungi; Ascomycota; Eurotiomycetes; Onygenales; Ajellomycetaceae. The coding region runs from base 1 to 2460 and encodes 819 amino acids.